Molecule: messenger RNA, 2079 nt
Organism: Bipolaris sorokiniana ND90Pr
Lineage: Eukaryota; Fungi; Ascomycota; Dothideomycetes; Pleosporales; Pleosporaceae
Exons: 5
Coding region: 1-2079 (692 amino acids)
Biological process (GO): GDP-mannose biosynthetic process; cell wall mannoprotein biosynthetic process
Cellular component (GO): cytoplasm
Molecular function (GO): mannose-1-phosphate guanylyltransferase (GTP) activity; GTP binding
Source: RefSeq, a predicted model, not a curated record
AUGGCAGUCACAUAUGCUGCAGCCGUCAGCAUACCCAACGGGGCACUGCGGCAACCAACAAUCCAAGCGCGUGCCUGCUCCGACCCUGAUAUGCGAGCAUCGUUUGAGGCAUCAGCAAUACAGACGCACGGAGCCAAGCAAGAGAAGCAGAAGCCGCAGCGGCCUGGAGCAGGGGUCAGGGCAAAGACGAGUUUCCGGGGGUGGGCAACCAAGAAGGAAAGCAAGACGAGUCCGAAAGCUUUGCAACAGCAGCAGUACCACCAGAGAAGUGAUUACCAGCCUUAUAUUGUCGAAGACAGCCGACCGUCAGGUCACUACCCUAGGGCAGAGCAUAGGCCCAACUCUGGAAACGAGCAAGAAAAUGUCUACGUACUUACGCUCAAGGUGACGGAUGAGCUUGCAGAGUCCAUGGAAGAGAUGCGGAAUCGGUAUUUCCCCAAGCACCUGAAUCGCACGGGUGCGCACUUGACGCUUUUUCAUGCACUGCCCGAAUCCAAGAUGGAGACGCUAGUGCAGGGACUGGCACAGGUAGCAAGCAGUGUAAAGCCGUUUGCCGUCUCGUCUGGCAAGCCGUUCCGCAUGCGCAAAGGCGUAGGAAUCAAUGUUGACGAGGGGUACCAGGCGAUGAAACACGUGCACGCUGAUUUGCAGUCGCAGUGGGCAAUCUUUUUGAGUGAGCAGGAUGCUAGUGGGUUCCGGCCGCACUGGACUGUCAUGAACAAGGUGGACGAUGAGCACAAGGUUGACGGUGCUUUUUCCACUAUCAGACAGGAGCUGUCUGAGCGCAAUCAGGAGGGGCAGGCCGUGGGGUUGGAUCUGUGGAGGUAUGAGCGCGGGAAUUGGAUCUUUGCCAAGGAGUUCCUUUUUGGCGACGCCACUAAGACUCCUUCAAAAGCGAGUACAUCUGGGUCAUCACCGGGUAGCAAAAGCUCGACCUGGUCACCUCGUCAGGGUGAGCAGAGUCCUAGUGGAGGUCCUGAAAGGAGGCCCACCAUCAUUCUCGUCGGAGGGUUUGGAACCCGUCUGAGGCCUUUGACCCUCACCUACCCCAAGCCGCUCGUCGAGUUCGCCAACAAGCCCAUGAUCCAGCACCAGAUUGAGGCCCUUGCUGCUGCUGGUGUCACCGAUGUUGUCCUUGCUGUUAACUACCGCCCGGAGAUCAUGGCCGAGGCCCUCAAGACCUACGAGAAGCAGUACAACGUCAGCAUCACUUUCUCCGUCGAGACCGAGCCCCUCGGCACUGCCGGUCCCCUCAAGCUCGCCGAGAACGUCCUGGGCAAGGACGACUCGCCCUUCUUCGUCCUCAACGCCGAUGUCACAUGCGACUACCCCUUCAAGCAGCUCGCUGAAUUCCACAAGAACCACGGUGACGAGGGUACCAUUGUCGUAACCAAGGUGGAGGAGCCAUCCAAGUACGGUGUCGUUGUACACAAGCCUGGUCAUGCCUCCAAGAUUGACCGUUUCGUCGAGAAGCCCGUCGAGUUCGUCGGCAACCGCAUUAACGCUGGUAUUUACAUCCUCAACACCAGCGUACUCAAGCGCAUUGAGCUCCGCCCUACAUCGAUCGAGCAGGAAACUUUCCCUGCUAUUGUCAAGGAUGGUCUGCUCCACUCCUUUGACCUCGAGGGUUUCUGGAUGGACGUUGGACAGCCCAAGGACUUCUUGUCCGGUACCUGCCUCUACCUUUCGUCGCUUGCUCGCAAGAACUCCAAGCUGCUCACGCCAGCAUCCGAGCCUUACGUCUACGGCGGAAACGUCCUGAUUGAUCCUUCAGCCAAGAUUGGCAAGAACUGCCGCAUUGGACCCAACGUCACUAUUGGACCUGACGUUGUUAUUGGCGAUGGUGUGCGCCUGCAGCGAUGCGUACUUCUCAAGAACAGCCGUGUCAAGGACCACGCCUGGGUCAAGUCGACCAUCGUCGGCUGGAACAGCACCGUCGGCAAGUGGGCACGUCUAGAGAACGUCACUGUUCUUGGUGACGAUGUUUCAAUUGGCGACGAGGUCUACGUCAAUGGCGGUUCCGUGCUGCCGCACAAGUCGAUCAAGCAGAACGUCGACACACCUUCGAUCAUCAUGUAA